Xiphophorus hellerii (green swordtail) is the source of this 6368-nucleotide messenger RNA. It is a transcript of the gene nsmfb, whose product is annotated as NMDA receptor synaptonuclear signaling and neuronal migration factor b. Gene Ontology annotation, biological process: regulation of neuron migration; regulation of neuronal synaptic plasticity. Bases 598 to 2466 code for a protein of 622 amino acids. The transcript has 16 exons. The record is from RefSeq and is a predicted model, not a curated record. Lineage: Eukaryota; Metazoa; Chordata; Actinopteri; Cyprinodontiformes; Poeciliidae.
ACUGAAACCACACAGACUGGUCAGGUUGGACUGAAAUACUCUGCAUUUCGUUUUUUUUUUUAACAAAGUGUGUUUUUGGUGGGACAUUUAUUUGUGAAAACAAAAGGGGGUCCUAGGAGAACAGGGAAACCAUCCGUGCAAGAACCGCCACUGCAUCGCAUCACACCCGCGGGAAGAAGCUGCGUGUUUGCUCCGCAGUAGCUGCCCACCCCGCACCUUCUCGCGGCACGCAGCGUGCGUGCAGGCGGCUUCUCUUUAUAUGGUGUCGCUUCCUUCCUGGAAGCUUCAGAUGCAUCAGAGGAGAGGAGAGGAGAGGAGAGCAAACCUCCCAGCUUCACCCCCAGCUGCUGCGCUGUGCGCCAAACCCGCAGCUGCCUGACCCUGUCUGCGCCCCCCGCGGCCCCACAGGCGCACUCAGUUCAAACAUGUGAAGGUAAAAAUCGUGAUUCGCUGGAUGCACUGGGAUUUUAUUCAUUUAUUUAUUUUAUUUUUUAUUUUUUACCUUCCCGUUAUCUCGUGGUUUCUCCUUUUUGCCUGCCGCCGAUCAGUUUGUGGAAUGCUCUGCAUUUUCUUCUCUGGGUACGUUUCCACUUCAGGAUGGGAACUGCGGUGUCCAAAAGGAAGAACCUGAGGAGUGACGCGAUUUCUUCCGUGGCCGCAAAAGUUCGAGCAGCCAGAGCAUUUGGAGAAUAUCUGUCCAACACAAACCCAGAGAACCGCAACGGAGCAGAUCAUCUUCUGUCUGAAACUUUCCCCGGUCAGGACUGUGACUCUCCGGACGUCGGCCGUUUGCAUAACAACAAUCUGCCGCCGCGAAGCAACACGUUGCCUAUAACUAAACCCAGUCGAUCCCACCAGCCCCAUCCCAGGACAAAUCUGCAGUCUCCCCCUCAGGUCGACACCCUCAAAGCUCAAGGACCCUCGGGCCCCUCAAAACGUAGACUCUCUGUCGAGCGAAGCCUCUCCUCAGAGGACCCACCAAGUGCCAGAGGCUCCGAGGGGAGCGCUGCUCUGAAGCCACCCAGGGUGUACACAAUAACCAGAGAAGGCGGGAUGACUCUUGGGGGCCCCGGAAGCGAGGAGACCGUAGAGUUGGAGGUACUGAAGGGCCCCAGGGAGCACCCGGGCUCCCAACCCUCCAACCCCGCCAUCUACAGCCUGUCCUGCACCAGCCAGCCAGCAGCUACAGCCGCCCGAGGCAGCCACCACCGCGGUAGCCAUCAUCGCGCUAGCCAUCACCAUGCCAACCAGCAACAGGGAGGGCCCUCAUCAUCCUCAGAACCUCUGCAGAGCUCAAGGAGUGCCAGCAACAUUGGUGACUGGGGGAUAAGGAGAGGCGGCUCCAGGGAGGAGUACAGCCCAGACUGCGUGGCCUGUAUCCGAGCCCCGUGCCAAAGCCAGAGGUCACUGGACCUGGACACCUCACCACGGGACGCAGGGAAGCCCCGCAAGAAGCUGGAGAGGGUGUACAGCGAGGACAGGACGUCCACUGACGACAAGGAGGACGGCUCUAAUAGCUGGUUCCCCAAGGAGAACAUGUUCAGCUUCCAGACAGCCACCACCACCAUGCAGGCCAUAUCGGCUUUUCGUGGCAUUGCUGAGCGAAAGAGACAGAAAAGAGAGCAGGAGACAGCCACCGUGAUGGAGAGAAAUUUCCGUAAACACCUCAGGAUGGUUGGCAGUCGCAGGGUGAAGGUCCAAACCUUCGUCGACCGCCGAGCCAAGAGCUUCAGCCGUUCAUGGAGUGAUCCCACCCCCGUCAAGCCAGAGUCUAUUCAUGACUCCAGAGACAGUGGCGAGCUUCAGACCUCCUCAGGGACUCUAGAUGAAGGGCUUGAUGAGGAUGCUGACUGGGAGGAGGAGAGGGGUCUGGAGAGGGUGGCCUGCGAAGGAGACGAUUUCAUCCCGCCAAAAAUCAUGCUCAUAUCCUCCAAGGUACCGAAGGCCGAGUAUGUUCCCAACAUCAUCCGCAGGGACGACCCCUCCAUCAUCCCUAUUCUAUAUGACCAUGAGCACGCCACCUUCGAUGACAUCCUUGAAGAGAUAGAGAAGAAGCUGACAGCCUACAGGAAGGGCUGCCGGAUCUGGAACAUGCUGAUUUUCUGCCAGGGGGGUCCGGGACAUCUCUACCUGCUGAAGAAUAAAGUGGCCACCUUCGCCAAGGUGGAGAAGGAGGAAGACAUGGUGCAGUUCUGGCGGCGCCUCAGCAGGUUGAUGAGCAAACUGAACCCGGAGCCCAACCUGAUCCACAUCAUGGGUUGUUAUGUGCUGGGAAGCGCUAAUGGAGAGAAGCUUAUCCAGACUUUGAAGAGGCUGAUGAGGCCACUGUCUGUUGAAUUCAAGUCUCCACUGGAGCUGUCAGCCCAAGGCAAAGAGAUGAUCGAGAUGUACUUCGACUUCCGCCUGUACCGCCUUUGGAAAAGCCGUCAGCACUCCAAGCUGCUGGACUACGAUGACCUCUUGUGACCUCACUGACUCAACUUCGGGCUUGUCAGCCGACUAUAGCGAGUCUGAGCCUACUGUUGCACGGUGACAGGGCGUUUGGAUCCCGGGGGGCCCCUGCCCUCUUGGUUGGCCCCGCGGGCCUCUGGCUCUGCAGCAGAGCUGGAGCAGCAGCGGCGCAGUAGGGUGUCUUUUUUGUUUUCCUCUCUAGAACCUUCAGAAAAGGCAGAAUGUGGCCUGGUAGAAACACCCAGCAGGUCAGGGUUUUUUUGAACUCUUACCUAUUUUCACUGUCUGCCUGACUCUGGGGGAUCAGAGGAGGAAGCGGACAGGAAGCGGACAGGAAGCAGGAGGAGCAGCGAACCUAAAUGUGUCAGUGAUGCUGAAAGACUGACAGCAGACAACAGAGAGAUCUCCAUGUACACUUUAGAGCAAAGCUUUUUUUUCCCCUUGCCUUGCCUCUAGUAAAACUACUCAGCUCUUUUAAGACAGAAACUUAAACUUAGAUUUAGUCGUUCUUUUUCACGUGAUAAAGCUUUUUACUAAAGGAAGCAGAGCUUAUAUGUAAAUAAGUCAUCAAAGCAUCUUAGGAAUAGGUUUUCAACCUCUCUGUCUGUGGCAUUGCAUUAAGAAACAGCUUUUAUUCAUAUAAUACAUUUAGAUUUACAAAUUGAAUAAGCUGAAGCCUGUUUUUUUUUGGAGAUAAAACUUCCAGGUAAACGUGUUAGUAUUUCGUACAGACUGUUGUAUGAACUCAGGUGAACUCUCUUAGACUUACUGUACAACUAACUGUAGAUCAGAAGUUGAAGGCCUUUUAUAAGCCACACAUCCUCAGUGGGACGUCGCGUCAUUUCUGCAGCGCAGAGACUUUUUGUUUGGCAUUCUCACCGAGUCGGCAGUAACUGAACGCGUAGAUGCACCCGCGCGUGUUUGUCUGCCUGGCGGCGGUGUGCGGUAGGCAGAACCACUGAGGCGGUUUUAGCUGCUCUUUCUUGAAAUGCUGGCGCACAGGUGCCUUUUCUUACCACCUGUGUGUGUUUUAGCUGCAUGUGUUGUGCUCAAAGCGUGUUUCCCUUGGUAGCCUGUGAAGAUCUGCAGGUAGACAACCUUCCUAUGAAGUAGGUGAUGCAUAGACUUAUUUGUAUAUUUAGUUUAUUUUCAAUAUUUUUAGUAGUUUUUCAAAUUAUUAUUAUUAUUAUUAUUAUUAUUAUUAUUAUUACUAUUUUAAGAUUUAACUAAAAUCUUACAAAGUAGCAAUGAUUAGUAAAGGCAAUACUUAGUUUCUUCCUUUUCUUGUUUUUUGAUUGAAGUGUUCUGAGCUGUUUGACAGGAACACAGUAGGAUUUAAAAGGCGCCCUCUGGUGGUUCAGUGUUGCUCCCCCAGAGUUGGAGUUUAACAUUCAUUGUAUUUCUUGGUGUCUUAUGAUGAGACUGGAGAUUUAUUGUUGUAACAUAUCUUUUGAGCAGAAAUGCCACUUUUUCUGGCAUUUUUCAAACAAAUACAUAAAAACUAAAAUGUAUAAAAUUUAAAACAUUAGCUUAUAACUUUCAUUUGAAAGCAAGCAUCAGCCAUUAUUAUUGCUGCUUCAAUGAAUCCACAUAUUCAUACAUUACUGCAGCUAUAAGGUCUGCUAUCUGUAAUUAUUUCUAGGCGUUUUAAUUUUUACUACACAGAAACUCAUGUAAAGAAUGCUAAACACUCUGGUUAAAUCAGUUGGAGAUCUGGGCAUGUCAAGGAUGAAGAUUCAAUUCAGUCUUGUUGGCUGAGAUUAAAGGUGACCCAGCAGGCUAUUUGAAAGAAUUUUGUGAUUCUUAUAAAAAUAUCUUUUUAACUCUGCCCUGCUGGUGUCUUUGCUCUAGCUCAGGGGUCUGCAACCUACGGCUCUGGAGCCACAAGUGGCUCUUUGCACUAGGGAUGCACCAAUGGUAAAGUUUGGGAUGAUACUGAUAUCUGAUAUUAAUAUCGCUGUUUUGGCUGAUAACCGAUAUUUACUGAUAUUUUACAUCUAUAUAAAUAUAUGUAUUUCACUAUCCUUUCAACACUUUGAAAGAAAUGACCACAGCGCUGACUUAACUUCAGCUUAACUCCCCACAAUCCUUCACUGCAUGACUGUCUCUGUCACAUGUCCAAAUAAAUACUACAUGAUCAGCCUCCAGAAACCAGUGGCAAAAAGAUGGAAACAAACAUGGGUUGUUAAUAUCCCAUGUUUAUAUCAGUACAGUUUUACAUAUCAGACCCAUGUCAAUAUGUAAAAGAAAUAUAUAAAAAAACAUAUAUUUUUCAUCCCUACUUUGGACCUUCCACAGUGGCUCUUAAUAACUUUGGCUAUGGCAGACUACAGUGGAGUCCCGCCUAUUAGCAGUUUAGCAUUCGCCAAUUUUUCUUUGGAAUAUAACUGCAAAUUAUUUGCAUAAAAAUUCAUAUAUUCAUGGAUUUUUUUCAUCGAGCAUAUCUGAAAUGUUCUAAAGAAAAUGCAGCUUGGGAAACCUAAAGACCUCAGCUACUUGACACGCUAUUGGCUGGAAUUUGCAAAGCAGCCAAUCCACAAGCACCAUUCACUUUUCCUUGGUCUUGAUUGGCCGAACCCCCAAGAUGGUAGAGGAGGAAGACUGUAGAUAUUAACUUUUGCGGUUGUGCUAAGAUGGUUUCUGCUGUUCAUAUUUAUGCAUAUUAAGGUAUGUCUGGUUUUUUAACUAUUAUGUUAUCCAGUUACAUUCGCGUUUAGAGGGGCAAUAAUGUAUUUGUGGUUUUUAUCUAUUCCUGGGUAGCCGUGGCCCUUAACCCACACAAAUACUGGGGGUCCAUUGUUGUGUUUUUAACUAUACUGUAGACAUAAUAACAAAUGGAGAUGUUGGCAGUUUUUCUGUUUUUUGAUUGAAAAAUGUUGAAUUUUCACAACAGAAUGAUAAAAAACAUAAUUUAUCUUCAGAUCUAAUUUUCUUGUCAUUAGGUUUCUACAAUUAUUACCACAUUGAAGAAAAUGUAUUUGUCCACUAUUCCCAAAGGAUUGUGUUUUUUUAUUAUUAUUUUAUUUAAUUUUAAAGCUCAAAAACAGAAAUAAAUAGGUGGUUCUUCAGAAAUUAGAGUUUCCUUUAGGGAGCUGUUUCGUGGUUCUCAAUUGGUUUACGUCAAUGGACUGAAGACUUUUCUCCAGACCUUAUGAGGCCUUCAGAUGUCUUUAGAACGACUCCAGAUAUUUAGAGUGUUCUGCUGCGAUUUACCCAUAGGAAGUUAUAUCAUUCAAAUAAAACUAAAUACCUCCCACUGUCAAUUUGAUCAGAAAUCAUAAUCAAUCACAUGCUGGAUUAGAACCACAAUAAGCAGAAAUAAGAUGUGACAUAAAACCUUAAAGGAAGAAAUAGUUGUAAUAAAUAGAAAGUAGUGGGAACAAACUGGUGAAGGAGUGACUCUGAAACAAAACACUUCAACAUUAUAUUUUGUUGUGAUUCUAAAUGUGUUGAAAUGUGCUUCGUGCACCGAGUAUUUACUAUUGUCAGCUGUUGUCUUUACAAAGAAACUUUUUGGAGUCAAAUAAGUAGUCGAUGUUAUGCCUGCUGUUGUUUCUGGUUUGUUUUCAGUGUUUUCAUGAUGGCACACUUACGAGGAAGUUUUUUGAAAAUUAGAAAUAAAAAGAUUGUUUUUCUAGAAAACAAAAAAAGAUGUUCAUAAGAAAACAGCCUGAUGGGAAAUAGUAUGAAAAUAUAAAAGUUUGUCUUUCUUUCAUACCGAAGCCCUUCCUGUGCCUUCCUCUGACGACUAUAUAACAUCGUGAAAAAGCAGAGAACAGCUUGAUUUCGUCCUAUGAGAGCUUUUAGUUGAUACAUAGCUGCACAACUCAUCAGAUCGGUAGCUCUAGGUGCAAAAAGUCAUCUGUGUAUUUUAUGUUUACCAAAACCACAAUAAAGAUGACAUCUUUAAAAACACA